Messenger RNA from Tarenaya hassleriana, 1770 nucleotides. RefSeq lists its product as uncharacterized. The transcript is spliced from 4 exons. The record is from RefSeq and is a predicted model, not a curated record. The coding region runs from base 1 to 1770 and encodes 589 amino acids. Lineage: Eukaryota; Viridiplantae; Streptophyta; Magnoliopsida; Brassicales; Cleomaceae.
AUGGCUAGUCUCUUGAACAUUCCUUCGCAGGAAAUAAUAAAGGAGACACUUCUCGCAAUGCCAAAUAAUAAAGCGCCGGGUCCGGACGGCUACACUAAAGAAUUCUUCGUUAGUUCAUGGGAAAUCGUGGGAGCUGACCUAGUGGCAGCAGUUCAGAAAUUUUUCCGAAGCCGCCAGUUAUUGGGUCAAAUUAAUGCUACCACAAUCGCCUUGAUACCGAAACGUCCGGGAGCGGUUUCACUAACCGAAUUUCGACCGAUUAGCUGCUGCAACCUUGUCUACAAGCUCAUCUCUUCUAUCCUGGCUAAAAGAAUACUUGAGGCGCUCGGCAUACCAUUGGCGUUCAUUAGUCUGAUUAAGGCAUGCAUCACCACACCCCGGUUCUCGGUCUCAAUCAAUGGAGAGUUGGCAGGCUUCUUCGAAAGCCAACGAGGUCUCAGACAGGGAGACCCUUUAUCUCCAUACCUCUUCAUCCUAGCUAUCGAAGUCCUCUCAAAGUUGCUUGACAGAGCAUCCUCCGAAGGAACACUAAAGUCACACUCCAAGUGUGGACGACCGAGAGUCACUCAUCUGGCUUUUGCGGACGACGUGAUUAUAUUCUCCAAAGCUGACACUGGCUCUCUGGCUGAGAUCAAACAAAUAUUGAACGAGUUUGGGCAUAUAUCAGGUCUAGACGUAAAUGAGGCUAAGUCGGAAGUGUUUUUCAGUGGAUUAACGGAGGCUGAAGUUUCCCCACUCCUACCCAUAUUGGGUUACAGGCACGGCACCUUCCCGAUACGCUAUCUAAGGGUUGCAAAUUGGAGUGCCACAUUCCUUCUCCCCAAGUCAGUACUUACGACUAUCAAGAGCCUCUGCGCGACUUUUCUUUGGGCGGGUUCUUCACAUUCUGCUCGUAGAUCACCCUCGAGGGUCGCUUGGGAGACGAUUUGCAGGCCAAAGAAAGGAGGACUUGGCAUCAGAACUCUAAAGGAUCUGAACAUGGUCCACCGGCUAAAGCUCGUAUGGAGAACACUAAGUGACAGAGGCUCUUUAUGGGCUAGAUGGCUGAAGCAGAACGUAUGGAAAAAAAAGAGCUAUUGGACAACAACCGUGUCAAAUCGGCUAUCAUGGAAUCUCAGAAAGCUACUCUCAAUCCGACAAGAAGUCAAAUCAUUUUUGCGCAUGGAGCUCGGGGAUGGAACAAACACUAUGUUCUGGCAUGAUACUUGGUUAGUUGAGCGCCCUUUGCUUGAUGUAACAGGAAAUGCAGGUCCGCGUCUUAUGCGCAUUGGUCUGGAUGCAACUGUGGCAGAGGCAUGCCGAAGUGGACAUUGGUCAGUCCCAGGAGCGCGGUCUGAUGCGCUUGAAUCGAUUCUUAUCCGUCUGACGACAGUGCAGGCACCUACCGCAGAUCGGGGACCAGAUAUAGCUACUUGGAAGCACAAGCCCGGAGAAUUUAAGAGGGAAUUUUCGACUGCAAACACAUGGGAGUUGAUAAGGGAGCAUUCAAUCGAAGUAGAUUGGUACCAAACCACUUGGUUUAAGCAUGCGUUCGCAGGUUUGGAGUCCAAUGGCAAGCUUAUGCCUACUCUCGCCACCAUCAAUUGUAGUCCAAGUUCCUACAUGGUUGAGCAAUACAACCAACUGCAUGGUGAAUCACAGAGCAUUCUUGGCAAAACUGAUUGUGCAAGCAUCCGCCUAUUACUUGUGGAAGGAGCGAAACCGAAGGAUAUUCACCGGAGAACGCAGAUCGGCAGCCCACAUCCGCCGCGAAGUCGACCGAAGCAUUAG